UUUCCAUUUCCCCAAGCUGCAGAACUGAACAUGUAUAUUGGUUUGUUCUGUCACAGGCUGGGUUUACACAGGCAGCCCAAUUCAGUGCCUGCCUGUGUAAACGCAGCCUAAGUUCCUCUAAUCACUGUCAGUGACCGUUAGGUUCAGGAAAUAACACAAAUGGGCACAGGCUGCUAAAGGUAGACGUUCCACAGUCUGUCUGAGUCAAGCAGCAACUGGCAGUCUGUGUGUAUGCUACAUCAACACUCCACUAUACAGGAAGGACAGUACGGUCAUUGAAGUUCAAUACAAGUGAAACCCAGGUAUAAAGAAGUUUUCCAGUUGUCAUUUAGUUGUGUUCACCGCUGAACUCUGUCGCAGUGGUUUGACCUACUUCUGAUUCCUGCAACUGAGAACUGCAUUCCCACACAUAGACAAAACCACGUAUCAACUACGCUCUCUGCCAGAAUGACAGAUGCUCAGAACUACCCCAUGCCCACAGAGUCUCAGGAUGCCCUGAACUCCAACCUGCCACCCCCUUACCUCCAUGGGGAGGCCCAAGUGGACCCCACGCCACCAUACAUGCCACCUCCAUACUCUGCAGCUCCAGCCAUGUAUCCUCCAUCCCCCUACCCCCCAGUCCUGUACCAACCACAGGCAGGGGUGGAUAUGGGAACCCUCCCACCUGGAGAGUGUAACCCUGUGGGAGAGCCAGGAUCCUCUCCACCAGAGGCAGACGCCGCCCUAUUGGUGUCAUCUUUUGAUGACAAGACAAUAAGGAAGGGGUUUAUCCGAAAGGUGUUCAGUGUCGUGACCCUGCAGUUGCUGGUGACCUUCAGCAUUGUGUGUGUGUUCACGUUCUCCAGUGUGGUGAGGGUGGCGGUGCAGAGCAACAUCUGGAUCUACCUCAGCUCAUACAUCCUGUUUGCUGUGGUUGCCAUCUGCCUUAGCUACUGCAAUUCCUUUAGCAGAAGCCAUCCCUGGAACCUGGUGGGACUGUCAGUGGUCACUCUCACCCUAUCCUACUUGGUCGGCACUGUGGCCUCAUUUCAUGACACCACUGCUGUAGUCAUCGCCAUGGGAGCAACAGUGGCCAUCUCCUUCACCAUCAUCAUCUUCUCAGCCCAGACUCGAGUGGACUUCACACUUUGUAAUGGCAUCAUGCUCGUGCUGGCAGUGGACCUUCUCAUGUUCAGUUUCUUCUGCUGUUUCUUCUACUCCAAUGUGCUUCAGAUAGUCUACGGAUCUCUGGGAGCCCUGCUCUUCUCACUGUUCUUGGCGAUUGACUGCCAGCUGGUGAUGGGCAGGCAGAAGUAUGCUCUGGAUCCAGAGGAGUAUGUGUUUGCUGCCCUGAUCCUGUACCUGGACAUCAUUAAUAUCUUCCUCUAUCUGCUCAUCAUAAUGGGAGGCUCCAGCAAAUAGUCAACACCUGGCAGAAACCUACUAUGACACACAUAUCUAGCUAUAGUCCGUAGCACUCCAAACUCGAGCUGGGCGAUAUAAACAGAAAUCCAUAUUGUGAUAAAUUGCAUGAAUUUAUGUGAUAACGAUAAAUAGAACGAUAGUUUAUAAUGUG
Messenger RNA from Coregonus clupeaformis (lake whitefish), 1555 nucleotides. Its product is annotated as protein lifeguard 1. Gene Ontology annotation, cellular component: membrane; endoplasmic reticulum; Golgi apparatus. Gene Ontology annotation, biological process: negative regulation of apoptotic signaling pathway. The record is from RefSeq and is a predicted model, not a curated record. The transcript is spliced from 8 exons. Bases 448 to 1401 code for a protein of 317 amino acids. Lineage: Eukaryota; Metazoa; Chordata; Actinopteri; Salmoniformes; Salmonidae.